GGGUUCAGCUGCCGAGCCUCCAUUGAGUUCAGUCCUUUGGGGGUCUGGGCCCUCGCAGCCCAUCCUGUGUCUGGAGGGUAAGAGGCCGGGGCAGCCAGUAGGGGCCCAGUGCUGGGACGGAGCCUGGAGGGUGAGGCAGAACAAAGGAGCAGCAGGGUGAAUGCAGGGCUGGGGGCUUAGGGUAUUUAGCAAGCCAAGCCCUGGCCACAAAGCAUGGAGCCCCCUGUUGUAUCAUCACCCCAUUGUACAGAUUGGGGAAACUGAAGCACAGUGACAGGAAGGGUCACACAGCAGCAGAGGCAGGAUGAGAACCCAGGCCACCCUUCCAUAGAAACAGGCUAAGCCCCCCUGCCUCUAGGUGGGGCACUGUGGCUUGGAGCACCCCAUGGGCAGGGCGGGCUGCUCCCAUUCCCCAUCCCAGCCACCAAGCCAAGCCAAGCUAAUGCUGCCUUCUCUUGUGAUCCCAGGUGUGAUGGGAGCUGUUCCCUGGCUCCCUCUAGUCCUUCUCUGCGGCUCCAGCCACUUCCAGAGCUCAGAUGCAGCUUCCAGCCUGCGCCCAGAGAUCAUUACGCCCCUGAAGCCCGUGAAAAGUCCCACUCUAGGGAAAUGCUUCAAUGUCAGCUGCCAGGCUCAGAGCCCUUUCCCGAGGAUGACCCUCAUCUACUGGCUGGCAAACGGCUCCUUCGUGGAGGACCGAUACCCGGACGAGGCAGUGAGCGAAGGGGACGUCUUAACAGAGCCCAGGGGCACCAGGGUCCUCCUGACCCGGGAGCUGCUCUUUCGCUCCUUCUCCCAGCGGGACUGGAGCACCUCGUUCCUGUGCAUGGUGAGGAACCCAGCCGGGCUGGAAAAGGGACUGGUCCACUGGGACCCUGAGCCGCCAGCCCAGAUCUCCGAGCCGCAGCAGGAGACAAGGCAGGACGUCCAGACCCUGACAAGCACCCCCACCAUGGACUGGGCUGAGAGCACGGACUGAGCACAGGGACAGCAGCACCAGCCCCCGAGAGGCGGCGAUAUUGUGCCCAUGGUGCCAAGCUCCACUUCCCUGGCAAAGCCCUGCCAGCCUCCCUCCACGGCCCAGCUGCCUUCCCCUGCCCCCUCUGUGUCUGCUUGGAGCCCUGCAGGGCCACGGCGUGGCUGCCCCAGAGGCCAGGGGCUGGAUAUAGCCCCACCCCAAACACACUGCACUGGUGAGGGAGGCUCCCACAGGACUUGCCCUUGGGCCAUGGCCUGGGAAAGGCCCAUGUUCCCCCUCUUCCACUGCUCUGGCAGGAUCAUUCUCAGCCCUAGUGACCAAAGCCACCCCCUGCUGCCAGCCCAGCCUACGAGUGAAGAGCAGGGUUCCUUCAACAGCUGCCAGCAAUGCCCUGCCCGUUACAUGCCUGGGGGGCAGCACCAGCUUGGGGCAGAGGCUGGGAGACCAGCACCCGCUGGCCUGUGGCUGCCAGCUCUCCUCCCACUUCGCGCAGUUUCUAUUAAAUAAACACACAACGCUCUGCC
Messenger RNA from Gopherus flavomarginatus (Mexican gopher tortoise), 1500 nucleotides. RefSeq names its product interleukin 18 binding protein (gene IL18BP). Gene Ontology annotation, molecular function: interleukin-18 binding. The record is from RefSeq and is a predicted model, not a curated record. Lineage: Eukaryota; Metazoa; Chordata; Testudines; Testudinidae.